Messenger RNA from Vombatus ursinus (common wombat), 3553 nucleotides. RefSeq names its product inositol polyphosphate-5-phosphatase A (gene INPP5A). Gene Ontology annotation, molecular function: inositol-polyphosphate 5-phosphatase activity. Gene Ontology annotation, biological process: phosphatidylinositol dephosphorylation. The coding region runs from base 1 to 2043 and encodes 680 amino acids. Lineage: Eukaryota; Metazoa; Chordata; Mammalia; Diprotodontia; Vombatidae. The record is from RefSeq and is a predicted model, not a curated record. The transcript has 20 exons.
AUGCCGAGAAGAUGUGCCGGUGGAGAUGUCCUGGGGGCAUUGAUAGUGCAGUACUGGCAUCCAGGAGAGAUGGCAGGUGGAGAUCCAGACAUCGUCCAAACCACUGACAGCCAAACUCGAGGUGCCGCUGUCCACAGCGCUCCUCUCAUCAGGGAGCCCAGCUGUGCUUUCCUCAUUUUCCACGAUCCCUCCAACAACACCGACGGCAGCUCUGAAAUCACAGCUACGUUCCCCAGUACUUUGGGCAGUGCUCAUUGGGACCUGGAGAGUGAGCUCCUCAAGCAGCCUGGGGGCAGUGGCGGGGGAGGGGCCGUCCAUUCCUCCCUCCUCUCUGCUCUGCAACCCCCCCCCGUCCCCGCCCCCCGCCCCCCGCCCCCCGGCCCUGGGGCUGGUGGCGUGGCCGCCCGUGACGUCACGGGGCGCAGAGCCGAGCGGAGCCGAACGAAGCCGAGGAGCCCCGAGGAGCCCCGAGGAGCCCCGAGGAGCCCCGAGGAGCCCCGAGGAGCCCCGAGGAGCCCGGACGCCCCCGCCGCGGCCGCCGCGGCCGAGCAGCCGAGGCGACGGCAGGGAAGGAGGGGGCGGCGGGAGCCGGUCCACCCGCCUCCGCCGCCGCCCGCCCCGUCGGGGCCGCCUCCGCCUGAGCUCGGCCCCCAGCCCCGGCCUGGUCUCCGGGCCCGCGCGGAGCCCCGCGGACGAGAGCCAGCCUCCCAGCCCGGGGGUCCGGGCUGCCCGGCGCCUCCCGCCGUCGGGCCGAGAGUCCUCCGCCGCCCCGCCUGCCUGGCGACACCCCGGCCGGGCACGAUGGCUGGCAAAGCGGCGGGAGCCGGCGGCACCGGGAUCCUGCUCGUCACGGCCAACGUGGGCUCGCUCUUCGACGACCCAGAGAACUUACAGAAGAGCUGGCUUCGCGAAUUUUACCAGAUUGUGCACACACACAAGCCGCACUUCAUGGCCCUGCACUGCCAGGAGUUUGGCGGGAAGAACUAUGAGGCGUCCAUGUCCCACGUCGACAAAUUUGUCAAAGAGCUCCUCUCCAGUGACGCCAUGAAGGAGUAUAACCGGGCGCGUGUGUACCUGGAUGAGAACUACAAAUCUCAGGAGCAUUUCACGGCGCUGGGAAGCUUCUAUUUCCUUCAUGAAUCCUUAAAGAACAUCUACCAGUUUGACUUUAAAGCAAAGAAAUAUAAAAAAGUCACUGGCAAAGAAAUCUACUCGGACACGUUAGAGAGCACACCCAUGCUGGAGAAGGAAAAAUUUCCCCAGGAGUAUUUCCCAGAGUGCAAAUGGUCCAGGAAAGGCUUCCUGCGGACGAGGUGGUGCAUCUCUGACUGUGCCUUCGACCUGGUGAACAUUCACCUUUUCCAUGAUGCUUCCAAUCUAAUUGCCUGGGAAACAAGCCCGUCGGUUUAUUCCGGAAUUCGGCACAAGGCCCUGGGUUACGUGCUUGACCGGAUAAUCGACCAGCGGUUCGAGAAGGUGUCGUACUUUGUCUUCGGAGAUUUCAACUUCCGGCUGGACUCCCGAUCCGUGGUGGAGACACUUUGCACAAAAGCCACAAUGCAGACCAUCCGCGCAGCUGACAGCAACGAAGUCGUCAAGUUAAUAUUCCGUGAAUCUGAUAAUGAUCGGAAGGUCAUGCUGCAGUUAGAGAAGAAGCUAUUUGAUUACUUCAAUCAAGAAGUGUUUCGAGACAACAACGGGACAGCGCUCCUGGAAUUCGACAAAGAGCUGUCUGUCUUUAAAGACAAGUUGUAUGAACUGGACAUCUCAUUUCCUCCCAGUUACCCAUACAGUGAAGACUCGAGCCAAGGAAGGCAAUACAUGAAUACCCGAUGUCCGGCAUGGUGCGACCGUAUCCUCAUGUCCCCGUCAGCCAAGGAGCUCAUCCUGAGAUCUGAAAACGAUGAGAAGAUUGUGACCUACGACAAUAUUGGGCCCAAUGUCUGCAUGGGAGAUCACAAGCCGGUGUUCCUGUCCUUCCGCAUCGCUCCGGGGGCAGGUAAACCCAGUGCUCAUUUGCACAAGUGUUGUGUCGUGCAGUGACGUGUUGGGAGAAGAUGCCAGCGAAGCGAGAAGAUCUUUCGGGAGACUGCCUUGUAGCCUGCCAGGAGGAGGAGGAGGAGAAGCAGUAUGCUGAAACCCAUUCUAUUUAACAACUUAUUGAUAAACCAGUCCUGAGUGCCACAUUUGUAGACUGCUGACCACACGCUGCUUCCGCACCAGGACGCUGUUCAAGGAGAGCCUCACAUACCUCACUGUCUUGUAUGUUCCUGUGACGUCAAGUAGAAAUGUGGAAUUUUUUAAUAAGUCACAGUCCUGUUGCCAAAACGCUAAUAGACUGCAGAAGUAGUCUGCCUUUUAGGUUUCACCAUUUUCAACUCUUAAACGAUUGUUGGCCGACGGAAAGAGGCUCCUUCUGCCUCCUGAGAGCCCGGGGGCGCAGCGGCGGGGGAGGGGGGGCUGUCCGCCGGACUGUGUAGAUAGAUAGCAAUACUUAGCGAUGGCGCGCUCUCGCCACCAGCUUAGGGUAGCUCAUCCUCGUCCUUGACUCAUUGGUGAUUUUUACUGAUAGGACUUGUGUUUCCCCAGUUUCAUGUUAUUUACUCUACUGCCAUGGUCCAUGGUUUUUUGAAUCACACUGCAGCUGCUUUCCAUUUUUAUAUAUAUAUAUAAAUAUAUAUAAAUAUAUAUACUUUUUAAGAAUAAUUUAUAAAUCUUACCAAAACCUAUGCUAAGUAGACUUUCCAGUCUGAAGCCUGCCAGAGGCGUUCAGUCAGCCCCUCAUGUUGGAGCCCGAGGUUGAUUUAGUUCCUUCCAUACCAGCCACCAGAACCUUUAGAACACACCCCGUGCAGCCCCGUGCCCCUUCCCCUGGCCACCCUCCUCUUUCUGUGCUCCUUAGGGAUGGAAGGUGAUGUGAUAGCUAGGCUGGGGAAUGGGUGUCCCCUUUCAGAACCUGGUGACCCAUUCUAAACAGCCUUCUUUUGUCACUGUCUGUGGUGCCAAGUAGUCUGGCGACAACAGUCACAUCCUGGAAGAAAUAAAGCAACCUCAUCUGCUUCAGGUAGAAACUGCUUCUCACUGUUUUAGGAACCCCCCUGUCCCCACCCAGGCAAGCCACUCUGGACAGAGCUCUCCUCCGCCCACCCCCUCGGGCCCCCACCUCAGCUCGGUACAGCAUUAAAAGGUGAUCAGUGAGGCUGUUGACGAAACACAGGCGUGGGUUUUAUCGACUCCAUUUAGACACUACAGAGUUCACGGACUGGGUGAGGGCAUUCCGCGGACGCCGGAGGGGCCGUAAAUCACUACGAUGUUGGUGUGUCUGUGUCCGCUUGCAGGAUUUGUUCUGUUGCUAGCACCACCGGAUUUGGGCGUGUGCGCCUCUGGAGGGAGAGAAAUGCCGCGGCCUGAUCCGUGGCCAGCGAGUGUGCUCUGCCGCAGUUUCAACGCGGGUAAUUCUCUUGGGCGUGAAUUUCACUUGUGAAAUAACUUGGAAGGCCUUGAGAAAUGAGAACUCUGUUCUCGAGCAAUAAAAAUGAUCUUGGUGACUGUG